Molecule: messenger RNA, 1569 nt
Organism: Thamnophis elegans (Western terrestrial garter snake)
Lineage: Eukaryota; Metazoa; Chordata; Lepidosauria; Squamata; Natricidae
Product: platelet glycoprotein 4-like
Exons: 12
Coding region: 78-1490 (470 amino acids)
Biological process (GO): long-chain fatty acid import into cell; lipid storage; amyloid-beta clearance by cellular catabolic process
Cellular component (GO): cell surface; caveola; cytoplasm
Molecular function (GO): low-density lipoprotein particle binding; low-density lipoprotein particle receptor activity; scavenger receptor activity
Source: RefSeq, a predicted model, not a curated record
UUGAGCCAACAUCACACAACAGCAGGCCAAAGGAACAGAAGGAGCCGCAGCAAGGACCUGCAACAGUGUGGAGAAGCAUGGGGUGUAAUAAGAAGUGUGGCUUGCUGACAGGAGCAAUCAUUGGGGCAGCGUUGGCCAUCCUCGGGGGAAUUUUAAUCCCAGUUGGAAAUAAUCUCAUUGAGGACACAGUAGAAAAGGAAGCUGUCAUCAAAAACGGCACAACUGCCUAUGAGAAUUGGGUCAUCCCAGGAAGUCCCAUCUACCGGCAGUUUUGGUUCUUUGAUGUCCAGAACCCAGAGGAGGUGAUGAAGAACGGUUCUAAUCCAAUCCUCAAGCAGAAAGGUCCUUACACUUACAGGGUGCGAUAUAAGCCCAAACAAAACAUCACUGAACAUGACGAUGCUACUCUGUCUUACUUCUUGCCAAAUAUUGCUCUUUUUCAACGUAAUAUGUCUUCUGGCUGGGAAAAUGACACAAUUACCACUGUUAACCUGGCUGUUGUGACCGCCCCUGUUUUGUAUCCAAAGUUAGCUCAUCUCCUGAAUCCGUUCAUACAACUAUCAAAAUCAAAAUUUCUCCAAACUAGAACCGUAAAAGAAAUACUUUGGGGCUAUAAAGAUCCUUUCCUACAAUUAAUUCCAAUUUCAACCAUUGAUAAAGUUGUUGGUGUAUUCUAUCCUGACAAUGACAGACUCGAUGGUCCUUACCGAAUUUACAGUGGGAAAGAUGAUAUAAGGAAGGUGGGAACUAUACACAGUUAUAAAAACAAGAGGACUGUUGAAUACUGGGAAAGUUAUUGCGGUAUGGUCAAUGGCACUGAUGCGGCUUCGUUCCACCCUUUCAUCAACAAGAGUGAAGUGCUCCAUUUCUUUUCCUCAGAUAUUUGCAGGUCAAUCUCCGCAAAAUUUGAUAGCGAGAAGACAGUGAAAGACAUUCCGCUUUAUCACUUUGUUAUCGAUCCGUUGGCGUUUGGGUCACCCGUUACCAAUCCUGACAACAUUUGCUUCUGCACUGACAUGGAGACGAGUAAGAACUGCACAUUAAAUGGGAUUCUGGGACUCGGCUCCUGCAAAGAAGGUAAACCAGUCUACAUUACGUUGCCCCAUUUCCUGCAAGCAAGUGAGGAACUUUUUAACUUUGUUGACGGAUUGAAGCCCAAUGUGGAAGAACACAAAACCUUUCUGGAUGUAGAACCAACCACAGGAUUUACCUUGCACUUUGCCAAAAGACUGCAGAUUAAUUUAUUUGCGAAACAAAACUCGAAAAUCACAGCACUAAAAAACAUCAAGAAUAAUUUUUUCUUUCCUGUUUUAUGGCUGAAUGAGACGGCUAUUAUCGGUGAUGAGAAAGCAGAAUUUUUCCGAUCAAAAGUGACCGACAAGAUCAAGUUGCUGAACAUUGUCCAAAUCGUGCUCAUAACCCUUGGCUCCGUGAUGUUCCUGGGAUUCCUCAUCGCCGUCUGUGCAUGCAGGAAGAAGGAUCCCAAAUAAGUAAUAGAAAAAGCAGAAUUUUGAAUCCGGAUGAAUUAAUUUGGCUCCACCGGAUUCUGGUUGGUGUUCAACAUUAAAA